Molecule: messenger RNA, 1167 nt
Organism: Penicillium coprophilum
Lineage: Eukaryota; Fungi; Ascomycota; Eurotiomycetes; Eurotiales; Aspergillaceae
Product: SDR family oxidoreductase
Exons: 2
Coding region: 1-1167 (388 amino acids)
Source: RefSeq, a predicted model, not a curated record
AUGGCUCAAACUGGAAAGCAUGCCCUUAUCUUUGGAGCCUCUGGAAUUUCCGGAUGGGCUCUCUUGAACCAGGCACUCCAAUACCCAACUCCAACGACCUUUAGCCGUGUGACUGGGUUGAGCAAUCGGCCAUGGAGCAUCAAGGACGCUUAUCUCCCCGACGAUGAUCGCCUCAAUAUUGUGUCGGGCAUUGACCUGACACAGUCCGUGGACGUAGUCAAGGCGCAGCUUAAAGAAAAGGUCGAGGAGGUGGAGUCAGUCAAUGUGGUUAUCUUUUGUGCUUUUGUAAAGGCCAACAAAUCCCAGUCCUCACGCAAGGUCAACACCGAUAUCCUCCAAACCGCCGUAGAAGCCAUAUCCGCUAUUUCACCCAAGCUGGAAUCGGUCAUUCUGCAGACAGGCGGCAUGGGGUAUGGACUGGCAUUCCCUAAAGAAUUGAACCUUCAGCCUCCUCUCCACGAGAAGAUGCCCCGCAUCCCUUCGCCAUACAGCGACAACCUUUUCUACUACGACCAGUAUGACGCUUUGGAAAGACUAUCCAAAGGCCAAAACUGGACCUUCUGCGAGAUUCGACCGGACGGUAUUGUCGGUUUUGCUCCUGGAUACAACGUCAUGAACAUGGCACAUGGCAUUGCCUACUACUUGACUCUCUAUCGGGAGGUCAAUGGAAAGAUGUCCAAAGUCCCGUUCCCCGGUAAGCCGCAUGGCUAUCACACUCGCCAUAGCGACACCUUCCAAGAUAUUCUUGCUAAAAUGGAAAUCUUUGCUGCUCUUAAUCGGGACAAGUGCCCGAAUGGGUCAAGCUUCAAUUCUGCCGACGGAGAGGCUGUUACCUGGGCUCAGGUUUGGCCAGGAAUUUGCUCCUACUUUGGCCUCGAUGGUGUCGAGCCAAAUGAGAAGCAGCAGAUGAUGCAGGAUUUUGUUGCUGAUAAUAUGGAGACUUGGGAUCGCUUGGUCGAGACACAUGGUCUGAGGAAAGGUCUCAUUGAAGUGCAGAACUGGGGACAUGUCAACUUCCAGCUGAUUGAUUUUGACUUUCCACGAGAGUUUUCACUUGACAAGGCUCGAUCUGUUGGUUUCCAUGAGCAGAUUGAUACUGUCCAGGGCUAUAACAUUACGUUUGAUCGGAUGGUGGAUGCGAAGUUCAUUCCCACGCCGUCUCCUUGA